CCGGGUCGCGCCGCCGCGACUUCCGGUGCGGCGUGGAAAGAUGGCUGAACCGCCGCGCGGGCGAGAAGAAGGAGACGGAGAAGAAGGCGAGGCGGGAUCGUCUCUGCUUUCCCCCGAGCUGGAGCGUUUCCUGCAGCGGCACCCGAGCUUGCGAGUCCUCCCUCCGGGGAAAAAGGUGCGCUUCAUGCUGACUGGCCAUGAGCUCCCUUGUAGGUUACCUGAACUCCAAGCUUUCACAGCUGGGAAGAAAUACCUGCGCAUGAGCAAGACCUCCGAGGUCUUGGACUACAGCGAGUACGAACCGCACAUCGUGCCAAGCACCAAAAAUCUGAAUCAGCUAUUCUGCAAACUCACCCUGCGUCAUCUCAAUAAGAUCCCAGAGCAUGUUCUCCGUCACGUCCAAGGCCGGCGUUAUCAGAAGGCGCUCCGACGAUAUGAAGAUUGUCAGAAAGAAGGGCUGGAAUAUGUCCCAGCUUGUCUCUUGCAUAAACGUCGACGGCCCCGGCAAGAAACAGACAACGGUCUUUGCGAAAGGAGGGGGAAGCCAAGGGGGGCAUUCUGGGAACCUCCCGCCAGUGAUGAAGGGGGCAAUGAAACCGACGACAGCCUGAGUGAUUUGUACCCAGCUGAACUGUUCCCAAGGAAAAGCGCCACAGGCGAGGAGACCCCCGACAAAUGUAUGAGUGACAGCGACGACGAACCGGCGAGGCCAGGGGUGGAAAACGGCAGCCGAGUUGAACCGAGGGAGAUCAAUUCACAGACAGCCACGAAAAGGAGGAAGAAACAAGUCGGCCCUCACAAGAAGAAAUUUAAAAAGUGGAACAGAAAAUCUAAAGAGCUUCGGAAGAGCAAUUAACAGGAAUGGAGUCUUUCUGUUGGGUCAAGUUCCAGUUUUUUCGUGUGGCGAGAAGACUCUCUUUAGACCUCAGGAAUGUUGCAUUUUAUUUAACUAUGGUCCCCUUUUUGGGGGAGUGGGGGAUUGUAUACAUAUCAUUCAGUGGUGGGUUUCAAAUAAUUUAACAACUGGUUCUCUGUCCUAAUGACCAGGUAGGUGGGUAGGUGGGGC
Messenger RNA from Thamnophis elegans (Western terrestrial garter snake), 1066 nucleotides. It is a transcript of the gene SURF2, whose product is annotated as surfeit 2. The transcript is spliced from 6 exons. NCBI's taxonomy places the organism in Eukaryota, Metazoa, Chordata, Lepidosauria, Squamata, Natricidae. The record is from RefSeq and is a predicted model, not a curated record. Bases 41 to 856 code for a protein of 271 amino acids.